GCCCCGCCGCCGCCUCCGCCCAGACCGGCUGCAAGCCCGAGGUGCCGCCGCCGCCGCCACCGCCGCCGGGAUGUGACCUUCAGAGCCGCCUGCACAGGAUGACCGGAGCCACCGCCCCGCGGCGCCCGCGGCUUGCCACGGCCUCCCCGGCACUCUGACCGCACGCGCUCCCGGCUGUCCGCCCGGCUCCGGACCCCGGUCCCGGUCCCCUGUCCCAGGCCCCCGGCCUCGCCAUGCCGCCGCCGCCCGGGCCCGCCGCGGUCCUGGGCACCACACUGCUGCUACUCCUGCUGGCCUCGGAGUCCGCGCCCACCGUGAUGCUGCGGCCGCGCGAGGCGGCGCAGUUCCUGCGGCCCAGGCAGCGCCGCGCAUACCAGGUCUUCGAGGAGGCCAAGCAGGGCCACCUGGAGAGGGAAUGCAUCGAAGAGCUGUGCAGCAAGGAGGAGGCCCGGGAGGUGUUCGAGAACGACGCCGAGACGGAAUAUUUUUAUCCGAAAUACUUAGCUUGCAUCAAUAAAUAUGGAUCUCCGUACACGAAACACCCAGAUUUUGUUAAAUGCGCUCAAAACCUGCCUGACCAGUGCUAUCCAAAGCCCUGCAACAAGGAGGGGACCCAAGUCUGCCAAGACCUCAUGGGCAACUUCUAUUGCCAGUGCAAAGCCGGCUGGGGGGACCGGCUCUGUGACAAAGAUAUCGACGAAUGCAACCAGAAGAACGGGGGGUGCACCCAAAUAUGCUACAACAAGCCAGGCAGUUUCCAGUGCGCCUGCUACAGCGGCUACGCGCUUUCCCAGGACAGCAGGACCUGCCAAGACAUAGACGAAUGUGCAGACCCAGACGCCUGUGGGGAGGCGCGCUGCAAGAACCUGCCGGGCUCCUACUCCUGCCUGUGCGACGAGGGCUAUGAAUUCAGCUCCCAGGACAAGGCCUGCCGAGAUGUGGACGAGUGUGCAGAGGGACGCUGUGAGCAGGCCUGCGUGAACUCCCCCGGGACCUACGCCUGCCACUGCAACGGACGCGGGGGCCUCAAGCUGUCCCAGGACAUGAACACCUGUGAGGACAUUUUGCCCUGUGUGCCUUUCAAUGUGGCCAAAAGCAUGAAGUCCUUGUACCUGGGCCGCAUGUUCAGCGGGACGCCGGUGAUCAGACUACGCUUCAAGAGGUUGCAGCCCACGAGGUUGGUGGCCGAGUUUGACUUCAGGACCUUUGACCCCGAAGGCAUCCUCUUGUUUGCCGGAGGCCAUCAAGGCAACAACUGGAUCGUCCUGGGCCUGCGGGCUGGCCGGCUGGAGCUGCAGCUCCACUACCACGGUGUCUCCCGGGUCACCAGCAGCGGGCCCAUCAUCAACCACGGCAUGUGGCAGACGAUAUCCGUUGAGGAGCUGGAGCAGAGUCUGGUCAUCAAGGUGAACAAGGAGUCUGUUAUGAAGAUCGUGGUGGCGGGGGAUCUGUUCCAGCCGGACAGGGGCCUGUACCACCUGAACCUGACCGUGGGAGGCAUUCCCUUCAAGGAGAAAGACCUCAUCCAGCCUAUAAACCCCCGCCUGGAUGGCUGCAUGAGGAGCUGGAACUUGAUGAACGGUGAAGACAGCACCAUCCAAGAAACAGUGAAACUGAACACGAAAAUGCAGUGCUUCUCCGUGACGGAGAAAGGGUCCUUCUACCCCGGGAGUGGCUUUGCUUUCUACAGCCUCGAUUACGCUCGGACAUCCCCGGACGUCGGGACCGAAACUACCUGGGAAAUAGAGGUUGUGGCUCGGAUCCGCCCCGCCACCGACACGGGGGUGCUGUUCGCGCUGGUGGGCGAUAACCACACCGUCGCCCUCUCCGUGGCCCUGGUCGACUACCACUCCACCAAGAAGCUCAAAAAACAGCUGGUCGUCUUGGCUGUGGAGAAUGUCACCCUGGCCCUGAUGGAGAUUAAGGUCUGUGACAGCCAAGAGCACGUGGUGACCAUCUCCAUGAAGCAGGGAGGAGCCACCCUGGCGGUUGACGGCACCAAAGGCCAGAGUGAAGUGGGCUCUGCAGAGCUGCAGGAGAGGCUGGCCGUCCUCGGGAGGCACCUGCAGGGCUCUGUGCUCACCUUCAUCGGGGGACUGCCAGAUGUGCCGGUGACCUCGGUGCCAGUCACGGCUUUCUACCGUGGCUGCAUGACGCUGGAGGUCAACCAGAAGGUGCUGGACCUGGACGAGGCCGCCUACAAACACAGCGACAUCACGUCACACUCCUGUCCCCCGGUCAAGCAGGCCACCCCCUAGACUGACCACUGCUGCAGAACAAGAGGCCACACAGCGCUCCUCACACCUUUUCUCCAAAACGGGCCGGAAGGGGAGGUGUCAGGCACCCCAGCCUGCCCUGCGUGAGCAGCUCCCGAAACACUGAAUCCUUGCAAGCUGAGUUCUUUUGAGACCUUUCUUUACCUUGUAAUAUAUGUGUAAAUAGUUGAGAAGACUAAUGUUAAUGACCCAGAAACACGCCCGAGGCGUCCCUCCCGCGGGAGGCUGGGCUCCGGGAGCCCACCCGAGGGUGGGGGCCGGAGGUCUGCGCGUGCCACAGGGGACCCAGGAACAUAAUUCUCUGUUAUUUUUAUUACCAAAUGCUUCUUUCUGACCUAGAAAUAUGGGAAAAUAAAAUAUUUACAGAAACCUUUUUAA
This is a messenger RNA of Phyllostomus discolor (pale spear-nosed bat), 2654 nucleotides long. RefSeq names its product growth arrest specific 6 (gene GAS6). Bases 234 to 2258 code for a protein of 674 amino acids. NCBI's taxonomy places the organism in Eukaryota, Metazoa, Chordata, Mammalia, Chiroptera, Phyllostomidae. The record is from RefSeq and is a predicted model, not a curated record. The transcript has 15 exons. Gene Ontology annotation, cellular component: extracellular region. Gene Ontology annotation, molecular function: calcium ion binding.